Messenger RNA from Neltuma alba, 2483 nucleotides. Its product is annotated as ribosomal protein S4, mitochondrial. Gene Ontology annotation, biological process: ribosomal small subunit biogenesis. Lineage: Eukaryota; Viridiplantae; Streptophyta; Magnoliopsida; Fabales; Fabaceae. Gene Ontology annotation, molecular function: structural constituent of ribosome; rRNA binding. The record is from RefSeq and is a predicted model, not a curated record. Gene Ontology annotation, cellular component: small ribosomal subunit.
AUGUGGCAAAAAAGACUGAUUCAACGAGAGGUCAUGCGAUUUAAAACUUGUCGUCUACUUUCAGGAAAUGUUCGGAACAGAGAACUUACAAAAAUACAACGCCGCAUUCUCCGAAGAUUGAGGAACAAGAAGAGAUCUAUUAAGAGAAAGAUUUAUCCGAGAGAAAAUCUUAACAGUUACAUCCAAUCACAAACUACACGAAAGUUGCCCCUUUUUCAUGGGGAUUUACCCAUCACAGAGAUGCACAGAGGAACAGAACGAACUUCAUAUAUCCCUUUUCUACUCAAUCCAGAAACAAGAUCGGACGUUAUUCCGGUUCGUCUCCAUUUUCGUGAAACUAUUCCUCAAGCAAGGCAGCCGAUAAGUCAUCGAAGGGUUUGUGUGAAUAAUAGAAUGGUAAGCAUUACUCAUUUGAAAGUUUCCCACGGUGAUCUAAUAUCUUUUCAAGAAAAUGACGCGAGAAUCCGCGGUGAAGAAAUAAGGAGAUCUUUCUAUAUCGAAAUAUCAGUUGAAAAAAUCAUAGGAAAAUUCCUGCCGGUAAGAAUGUGGAGAAGAACCAAAACAGAAUGGUUCCACCUACUCAAAACUAAGAGGGGAUGCCGCCUACUACUAAAAUCCAGGUUUUUGCAACAACGGUUGCGUUCUUCUAUGCAAAAAGAAUACUUAAAAAGAACAAAGAAGUUUGGAUCCAAAAAAGUAUGCUUAGGCAGUUCCUUCGCUGAGCACAACAGAAUGAAGAGGAAUUUGUAUCAUUUCAAAUCCCUAUUCUUAUUGAAGAGAAGAAACGAGAAAAACCGAAAUCUUCCUACUCGUCCUAUAGUUUACAACUCUUAUUUAUAUAGUAAUUCGACCUAUUGCUCCGCAUCCCCCCAAAAGUUUACUAGGAAGAGAAGAAGAAUCAAAAGGAUUGAACUACCUACUCAUUAUUCGGAGGUGAAUCAUAGAACACCAAAAGCUGUGGUAUUUUAUGGACCUAACAUAGGUCACAUCCCUCACGACAUAAGAUUGAAAGAUCCAAACCUUCCUCUUCGGAGCGGAAACGGACGUGGCCAAAACAUAUAAAGAUCGGCGUAGUCGCUCAUAGGGACAUAUCUAUCCGGAUAGAGGAUAGUCUAGAUCGAUUUCUAUCCAUAUAGAUAGGUAUCUCCGUGGAUAGAGAUAAAGAUAGGGAUCCAUCUAGAUCUUGAUUCACUAUUUCCAUUUUUUUUUCUUGAUUCUGACCUUACUCUAACAAGUAAGCAAGUAAACUACCUUUUUUGACGACAAGUUUUAAAUCUUAAUGCAGGCAAGGUAUGAAGUGCUCGACUGAAAGGAAAGGAAACAUCGUUUUUCAAUUAUUACUUUCUGGGUCGGAGCGUAGACGAGCGAGCAGGGCCCAGGAUAGAGGGAAGCCCGUCAUAGAGCAGUCGACUAAAAGUAGAAGACUGCUGGCCUGAGAGAAGGCGGCCUCUCUCGGGAAACAUAGCCCAAUUUCUCUUCUUUCUUUUUGAUUUCAUUCCGUAUCUCUGGAAAUUUUUCCAGCCCAUACCAAAGGACUGAAAAUCCUUGUGUCAGUGGUUCUUUACUUAACUCGACCCAAGCGAUGCCUUUCGACUCCCAUGCCUUUCUUAGUUGGACCAACCCAACCGGAAAAUUCAAACAAGUCUUUCCUUCUGGGGAGCAGAGCUCUUUUUGAACAGCGUCUGUCAUGUCUUUUAGUAAACUCAUAGCUUUAGUAGGAGGAGGUUUUUUCGGACGUUUUCUAGGAUCAAAAGGAAGCGCUAUAAUGACCGCGGGGGGAAAUCUCGUACUUUGUUGUGGGAUCGUCUUGUUUUUAAGUAGCAUUCUCCUUGGUCUUUUUCGUGUGUCAUUAACAAAAAAAUAUGGAAAAGGACUUUUCUUGGUUAUCCAUACAUGCCCCUUUUUUCUAAUCGCCCUGUAUCAUGGUUAUCUUCGUGGUUAUACAAUGUAUCUUUGGUCUAUUUUUCUUUUUGGUCUAGUGGUUUCGAACGAAGGAGGUGUGAUCUUUAGUAUGGUUUCGGGGAAUGGGGCUCCUUCUGAGGCCAACUCGGGCUGGACCUCCAUCCUAGGGCAGGGAGAAGGUUCGGCGUCCAGCGUGAACCAGCCGACGCCAACCAAUUCCACACAGACGGGCUCGGCCUCCGAGACGGGGGAUAAUUUAAUUCCUCCUUCUCCAGAAGAAUUACAACAAAAAAAAGACGAAUUCAAUUUGCUGGUUUUGCGUCAGUUUCUUCAUUUUUUCGACCGCGAUCUGAAAUCAUGGCAAAUUAAUACAUCAGAAGAAAGAAUACAACUUGCUCGUGUGUGCGUUAGAGAUAUAAUUCAAUCUUUGGAAAUAGAAGACUCUGUAUCCGAGUAUGAAAGGUGGAAAACUCAUUUACAGACAAAUCCAACAACCCUUCAUACGCUCUUCAAAGACUACAAAACAAAAAGGAUUUAGUUGAUUUUCCGUAACAUUCUAUGGGCAGCAGGACCAGGUGGAG